AAAAAAGGAAGGCAAAAACAAAAGAACUCGUGAUAGCGAACAGAAUCAAAUGAUGGCCUAUUUCACACCAAGCCUGUGAAAAGAAUCCGGCAGAUUCAUCUAUUCCUCAAGAUUAAUGUUGUCUGCAUUUGUCAAUGCGUGUUUGAUAUCCGAAUCUUCAAUCACUGGCGUUGUAAUCGACAAGAAGCAAGAGCAUAAGCUUGAGUGCCAUAUAAUCAUCAUCAGUACUGAUUUGAUGACUGAUUCGAUAGCCGGUUCUUUCGGGUGAAGAAAGUAACAUGUAAAGUGAGAUAUGGUAUCUACAAGAUUGAGGAAAAUAGUUUCGCCUUGUUGGCCUUUUGCCAAUGGAGAGAGUUCUAAUGAUGGCGGUGAUGGUAAUGGCCGAGUGGACGGGCUCUUGUGGUACAAAGAUAUGGGCCAUCACACUAGCGGAGAAUUCUCGAUGGCUGUGAUCCAAGCCAAUGCUAUUCUUGAGGAUCAUAGCCAACUUGAAUCGGGUCCAAUUAGUUUCCUUGAUUCGGGACCUCAAGCUACGUUUGUCGGAAUAUACGACGGUCAUGGAGGUUCAGAAGCUGCUCGGUUUGUCAAUGAUCGACUCUUUUAUCACAUAAGGAGGUUUACAUCCGAACUUCGAGGGUUGUCUGCUAAUGUAAUCACCGAAGCAUUUUUAGCGACAGAGGGGGAAUUUCUCGGUCUAGUACAAGAGCAGUGGAAGAACAAGCCAAAAAUAGCCUCUGUCGGGGCGUGUUGCUUGGUGGGUAUUGUAUGUAAUGGUGUACUAUAUAUCGCAAAUGCUGGAGAUUCUCGGGUUGUGUUGGGAAGACUCGAGAGGGCAUUUAAAGAGGUGAAAACUGUUAAAGAGGUGAAGGCUGUUCAGCUAUCGACAGAGCACAAUGCAAGCUUUGAAUCUGUGAGAGAGGAGUUACGUCUGUUGCAUCCCGAUGAUCCUCAUAUCGUGGUCUUGAAACACAAAGUUUGGCGCGUGAAAGGCAUUAUACAGGUUUCAAGAUCCAUUGGUGAUGCGUAUUUGAAGAGAUUCGAGUUCAAUGGAGAGCCGUUGUUGCCCAAAUUUAGGGUUCCUGAACCUUUCGAGAAGCCGAUCCUCAGAGCUGAACCAGCAGUAACUACAUGUAAGCUUCACCCGGAAGAUAAAUUUCUCAUAUUUGCGUCGGAUGGUCUAUGGGAGCAUCUGAGCAACCAAGAGGCAGUGGACAUUGUCAACACUUGCCCACGUAACGGUAUUGCUCGGAGACUGGUGAAAGCGGCAUUGAAGGAAGCGGUGAAGAAGAGAGAGAUGAGAUAUGCGGAUUUGGAGAAGAUCGAACGAGGGGUCAGGAGGCAUUUUCACGACGAUAUUACCGUUAUCGUUUUAUUCCUCGAUGCCCUUUUCGGGAAUCAGCCGCCGUCCUGUGACAGAUCUCCUAUCCUCUCUUCCAUCAAAGGUGGCGGCGAACUCUCCGGCAAUGGCUUCUGUUCUUCUUCUUGCUGAUCAUUAAGAACUUUCACUUUCUCACUUGCGUUGGUGUCUUUAGUUCUUUUUUCCCUUUGGUCGGAUCCGAGUUUCCUUGGUAUGUCUGUUUGUUUCGUUGCUUUGGAUUCUUCUUCUGUAUACACUUUCUUCAGGUUCGUUUUAUUCUAAGAUUUGCCUGACUUUUCUUUUUCUUUUUA
Molecule: messenger RNA, 1668 nt
Organism: Tarenaya hassleriana
Lineage: Eukaryota; Viridiplantae; Streptophyta; Magnoliopsida; Brassicales; Cleomaceae
Product: probable protein phosphatase 2C 48
Exons: 6
Coding region: 293-1489 (398 amino acids)
Biological process (GO): protein dephosphorylation
Molecular function (GO): cation binding; protein serine/threonine phosphatase activity
Source: RefSeq, a predicted model, not a curated record